Messenger RNA from Dacryopinax primogenitus, 1455 nucleotides. Its product is annotated as alkaline phosphatase-like protein. The transcript is spliced from 2 exons. The coding region runs from base 1 to 1455 and encodes 484 amino acids. Lineage: Eukaryota; Fungi; Basidiomycota; Dacrymycetes; Dacrymycetales; Dacrymycetaceae. The record is from RefSeq and is a predicted model, not a curated record.
AUGUCGCCUCCCAACAUCCUCUUCAUCAUGGCGGAUGACCAUGCUGCCAAAGCCAUCAGCUGCUACGGCGCAGGGAUCAACCAUACUCCCCACCUAGACCGGGUAGCGAAAGAAGGAAUGAAGUUCAAUCACUGUUAUGUGACCAACUCUAUCUGUACCCCUUCUCGCGCUGCUAUCCUCACGGGCACACACAACCACGUCAAUAACGUGCUGACGCUCUCGAGCAAGAUCGACAAGCGCCUGCCGAACGUAGCCAAGAGUCUCAGGUCGGGAGGGUACCAGACUGCCAUGGUAGGCAAGUGGCAUCUCGGCGAAGGGGAGGCACACGAGCCGAGCGGGUUCGAUUUCUGGUCUGUGAUCAACUGGAUCGAGAAACGUGAUCGAAACAGGCCAUUCUUCCUCAUGUGCCAUCACAAGGCGCCCCACCGGUCGUGGGAGUUCAACCCCAAGCACGGGCAGCUGUACACCGACCCUGUACGUGUUCCGGAAACGUUCGACGACGACUACAAGAAUCGGGCCAAGGCGGCAGCGGAGGCGAAGAUGAAAGUCGGCACGGAUAUGACGUACCUUGAUCUGGGGCUUGCGCAGCCUGAUGGGGGGAAUGAGGUGGGGGAGAGGUUGAUAGUCGGCUCGUCGUCGAAUUGGGAUCGCAAGGUUCCUGACCCGGAGGACGUGACUACCAUGCGCCCGCUGAUCGACAAGCACACGGGGGAGAUGUUCACGUUCAAGACGCGUGCAGAACUCAAGAACUUCAAGUUCCAGAGAUACAUGCAGCGGUACCUGCGCACCAUCCAGUCUGUGGACGACAAUGUCGGUCGGCUGCUGGACUACCUGGAUAAAGAAGGACUGACGGAGAAUACGAUCGUCAUCUACACUUCGGACCAAGGGUUCUUCCUUGGCGAGCACGGCUGGUUCGACAAGCGUUUCAUCUACGAAGAGUCCUUCCAGAUGCCUUUCCUCAUCCGGUACCCGAGGGAGAUCAAGCCCGGCACAGUGUGCGACGAUAUCAUCCAGAAUGUGGACUUUGCGCCUACAUGGCUGGAUUUUGCCGGCCCGCCCAUACCCAACUAUAUGCAAGGAUACAGUUUCCGCUCGCUUCUACAGAACCAGACUCCUUCCAGCUGGAAGCAGGUCGCCUACCACCGAUACUGGAUGCAUAGGGACGAUAUCCACAAUGCCUAUGCUCACUAUGGAGUGCGGAACCAGCGAUACAAGCUCAUCUACUGGUAUAACGAGGGGUUCGAGCUGGCAGGAACGAACCAUGGCGGGCAGGAUAAGGAAUGGGAGCUGUUUGACUGCGAGAAGGACCCGCUCGAAUUGCUUAACGUUUUUGGGGAAUCUGGGUAUGCGCAGGUGGUUAAGCAGCUUAUGAAGGAGCUGGAUGACAAGAUGGCGGAGAUUGGGGACGAACCGGCGCAUGUGCCGUAUUACGCCUUGACGGCGAAUGGCAAAUAG